Molecule: messenger RNA, 720 nt
Organism: Neltuma alba
Lineage: Eukaryota; Viridiplantae; Streptophyta; Magnoliopsida; Fabales; Fabaceae
Exons: 3
Coding region: 22-720 (232 amino acids)
Biological process (GO): phosphorylation
Molecular function (GO): kinase activity
Source: RefSeq, a predicted model, not a curated record
CACCCUUGAUUCCCCAACUCGAUGACACCAUCUUCAAAUUGCCCACCUUUCUUUGACUGUGGGAAUCUAGGGAAGCUCUCCUUCCCUUUAACCACUUCCCAACGCAAAGACUGUGGAAUGUUGCCGAUUCAUGGCUGUGAAGACCCCAACGCUCAAAAAACUGUGCUCUUUGGGAAAAAGAUGUUUCAAUUGACAGGAAUAGACAGUUCCAAUAUUCUAUUUUUCGUUAGAGACGCAGAUUUACCGAAGCGUUUGGUAAAUAAUAGCUGUGAUGCCUUGUGCUGCAAUAUUACACUUCCUCCUAACUCACCCUUGGGUUCGUUUUACAUAAUUCAACACAUAACAACCUUUUACAAAUGCAAUAUCACGCUCGAAGUUAGCGCUCCAAAGCAAUUCUUGAACUAUACCGGAUGUGGUAAGAGUAACAAUGAGAUCAUCUUCUUCCAAGCGCAAGAUGAAGAAGAUCCUCCACCUGCUUUGGCAAGAUGUCCGAGGGUUCGGGUUCCAGUGAAUUCCCUGGCUUUCUCUGCAGAUUUAUCCACAUUAAUAGCUUCUGAAUUUGCCGUUACAAUUCAGCUUUCUCUUGACUGUAGUCGAUGUGUUUAUGACAAAGGCUUAUGCCGGCUCAACAGCUCCGGAGGAUUUUAUUGUCUCAAAUUCAAGAUGAAACUGGGACUGAAGAUCAGUAUCAUAGAUGGGCUUGGAAGCUGGGAUGGAUAA